Messenger RNA from Motacilla alba alba, 9749 nucleotides. It is a transcript of the gene DAB1, whose product is annotated as DAB adaptor protein 1. The record is from RefSeq and is a predicted model, not a curated record. Lineage: Eukaryota; Metazoa; Chordata; Aves; Passeriformes; Motacillidae. Gene Ontology annotation, biological process: lateral motor column neuron migration; ventral spinal cord development. Bases 4473 to 6449 code for a protein of 658 amino acids. The transcript is spliced from 15 exons.
ACUCAUUUCUCUUUAUUUUGUGUGUUUUGUACUUUAAUCAGCUCCUACAUCAGCCACCUUUGGCACAUCUGUGGCUCUUGUGUUAUCUGUGUGCUCAGUGAAAGUGGGAUUUGUUAAGCUCAGUGGAAGUCUGGUACAGAAAUACAGGGUUUGAUUCUCUGACAUAAAAAAUAUAUCCUUUUGAAAUAUGAGGAAAAAAUUGCAUAUUAUUUAUGGUUCACAAAGAGAAAUGCUGUUUUUAAAAUUACUCAACAAAAGAUCACUUUUCUUUUUCUCUGCUGAUAAAACACAUUUUCCUCUAAUGGCUUUUUUUCUGCUUUGUUUUCAACUAACCAGAGCUCAAAUGCCCUUUCUGUUCCUGGAGUUUGAAUUUUACUGGCACUUUGUGAAGUUAGAGAACUCAGUAGCAAUCUGUGGAAGGAUUAAUUAAUCUGGUAAUCUGGUAUAGGGAAAUAUAAAUGAGGAGGAAGAAAACUCAAACUUAAGGAGAAGCUGUGGAGAAAUGCAAGGUUGAUUAGUUCAUAUUUGUAUUUACAAUUUUGCCUCAGACUGUAGAGCAGUUCUUUGGAGUGAUAAGUGUGAGAAAUGGGACAUUAUGAAUUUGGUGAUUAUCCUUGUUUAAAGAUUUUUAGUAGGGAUUUUUCUCCUUGCAUUUUUAUUAGUACUUUUAUUGCUUAUGGUUUUAAGUACUGAUGAACUUGGAGCCCAAGACCUUGAAUUCUAGUGGUAGUUCUUGCUGCUCUGUGUAGCCAUAUUUGGUUAUUUUUUAAAAUGCACACAUGAAACUGAGAUUGAAAACAGAUUUAAUAUUAAUUUAUCAAAUAAAAAAGUAGAAGAAAAAUAAAAUAAUCAUACUAAAUAGUAUUAAUACUCAACACAGCAAGAUUUGAACUUUCAUGUGAGCUCUGGAGUUCUUUCUGUGGAUGUGUCAUUUAGCCAUUUACUUCUGAGGAUUUUUUUUCAUUUUCCUAAGACAAAAAACCCCUCAUCUUUGCUUAUAUAUGUGUAAUGCAAUUUUACUCAUGUAUAAUGCAACUUUAUUAUGUAUAAUGCAAAUUUUACUCGUAGUUAACUUGAACUGCUGGGCAGCAGAACCAUGUACUGCACUCAGGCCUCGUGUUCCCUUUGGCUUUUGUAUCUGAAAUCUUUAUCCUAGAGUUUGUAGAAAACACAGCAAUUAAAAAAUUUCAAGUGUUUGUUCAGGAAUAUAGUUUAAAAACCUUAUGACUGCUCUAGGCCUACACUCAGAAAUCAAAAAUGAUUCAUUUAAGAUAAAAAAGCUCCAGUCGGGAAAGGCAAGGAAAGGGGAACUUUGAUGUAAAUGAGAAUGUGAUCUAAGAUGUUUAAGGCAAAUAAAGUUAAAGUGGUUUGGUUGUAUGAUCAUUCAGUUUUUGGGGGCAGGCAGGAAAUUAAAAAAUGUCAUUUCUUUGCAAUAUGGAUAACAUCUUUUUGAUGUGUGUCUCCUAUGUUAUUUCUUUUGCUGGAGGCUGAAACUUUUGAAACAAGCAAACAACUCUUUUAGGAACUUGACAUUAUGUUAAUAAAAUUUUCAGCAUCCAACUUGUAAAAACAUUUCCAUAAAUCACAAUAGCUGAACACUUCUCUGUCCAAAAUCUGAUUCUAUCCCCCAAAUGGAAAUUCUGAAAAUUACCUUCAGUGCCGAGGGGGAGUAUAAAAUAUGUUGUGUGGCAGUGAUGUGAGUGUCUGGAGAGCUGGAAGGGACAGGCAAUGGCAGUGGCACAUCCCCAGGGUCAUUCUGGCUCAGUGCUGUCUGUGCAGUCUGAGGCAUCCAUCCCAUCAGCCAUCCCAGGGCUGGGGCAGUGAAUGCUUCACCCAGACAAGGUACACAAUGCACACACUGUGUGCUAUUCAAAUCCCACAGAACCAGAGUCAAAAGAAACUUGGUGUGCUCAUUUACUUGUCAUUGAGUUGUAUGCACUUCCCUGUGUUCCAACAAAGGAGCCCUCCUCUGUAUAGUGGGAGUGAUGGACACAUGAAAAACACUGAUUUUUUUUCUCCCUUUUUUUUCCCAAGUUCAUUAACUGCGAGCAGUGGCAGGUAGCAAGUGCUAACAUGAAGUUUUUUAUGUUGCUAAUCAAUGAGUUUGAUUAUGCAAUGGAACUGAGUAUUCCCAAGAAAUCAGUCUUUGCUGUAUAAACAGAAAUUUCAGCUCUGGUGUUUUUUAUUUUUUCAGCUCAGUGUUUUGUUGCACUUCUGGAGGAGCCAUGCAUCCCUUUCCAUCCAGAGCAGGGGCAGGCCUCUUUUGCUCUAUCAUCCACUGUUUUGGUAGCUCUCCUGCCUUCUGCAGCUCCCAGCACUGCAUGGAAAGUCUGUCCCAUGUUUGUAUCUCUGGAAGUAUGGGGUCACUCUAACGGGUUGUGGAUUAGUGUGGAUAUGGAGCAUGGGACUGGGUUCUUCCUGAUUUCAGCCUAAAUCUUCUGUGCAGAGUCAGCUAAUCUUUAGUUCUCUCCCUCUGCAUAACCAUCCAGUAAGGUUGUGUUUCUCAUUUGGGAUGUUGUAAUAAAACAAAGCUUAAUUCUUAUGAUUUGUAAGGUGUAUGGCUAGAAAGGAGUAUAAAGUGUCAGAUGAAUGUGAGCAGCUCUUCUUACUGAUGUACAGUGGCCAAAAAGAAAGCAGUGACUUGUACAUUUGUGGUAAUAAUGCCUACCUUGAGUUAAAGCCACUGUGAUGUCAUUAGUUAACAAUUUAAUAACCUGGACAGGUUAGGAAAAAAGUCCAGGAUAAGUCUAAUGAUAUUUGGUGAGUGUGAAUGCAGAGUCUUGCUGCUGGGAUGGACUAACUCCCUGCCAGAAGGGUGGAGUGUGUGGUUGAUGUUUCUUUAGGAUAUCAUAUAACUGCUUUUAGGCUCUGUUGCAUGGACUGCUGACUUUUGGGUGACAGGGAAGUAGUUUGAUUUGUGCUGCAGGUGGGGCAAAUGACAAUGCUGGUGCAAUGAUUUGCCCAAAUAUUCCUUUGGUGUGCUGGGCACACACAGGAAGCUCUUUCUGUAGUCAGAUGCAGAGCAGUUCCCUUUGGAGCACUUCUCUUUAGGCAUGGUGUUUUUACAGCCAUGAGCUUUGUGGUCAUAGCCAGCUCUGCAGUGUCUCCACUGUCACUGAGCUGGUUUGUGAGGCAGUGUCAAGAACUUAAAUACAAAAGCCUCUCAGAAGCUGCUGUUUGCACAGAAUCACAGCUGAGGAGCUCUGAUGUUCUGUGGGUAAGUUCAAUAUUUACAUGAUCAUAUCAGACUGUAAUUUUGCAUGUUAACAUUAUCACCCUAGAUAACCUUAAAAGCAGGCUAUUGAAAAACCAGGUACAAAUUUUGCCUUUCAUUCAGCCCAUAUUAAUCUGAUGGAUCCAGGGUUGGGUAGGCUCUAGAAAUGCUUCCUGGUCACCAUCCUGGAAGAGGGGUUGGAAUUUUAACUGACCUGGAAAUACCAUUAUGGGAACAGAAGUGAGGCAGGCACCUCCCUUCCUCUUCAGAUUGUCACUUUUUCCUGCCUGUGUUGUGGAGCUCCUUGUCCCUUGAGGACCAGUGUUUCACCCUGACCUCCAGAGCCCUCCUUGCUACACUUUUAUUCCAUUUUACAGGCUUACAGUGCACUAGGUGUUAUUAGAGGAGAUUAUAUUUCAGCCAUCCCCCACCUCCAGCCCUAAUCUUCAUGCCACUCUUGCUGCUAUCUGCUGGUAACUUCAUUGUAAUUUUAUUUUUUGCUCACAUUUUCCUGGAGAGGUUUCAUGUUGCUCUCUAAGUGGAAAUGGUGAAAACUUCUCAGGAAAUUUAGAAAGCUCAAUUUGAGGACUUUUUUUGGUGAUACUUUUUUUUUUUUUGGUGAGUUUGCCAGAAGUCAUGUGUUCUUUAAGAAGUGUUUAGAGAAUUAAUGGUAUAACUAAUGCUCUUAAAUGCUAAUGGUAUUUUGUUUGUUUAUGUCAUCUGGUUCAUUAAGAUGUGGAUAAAAAUUCUAUGUUUGUAUCAUUCAGGAUAGGAAAUUAGAGGUUUUUUUAUUAGCCAGAGUUGUUAAAAACAUAAACCAUGUUUGUCUUGUAGUACAUGGGGGAAAAGCCUUGUUGCAAGUGUGUAUAGAUUAUUGAAUCAAAUUGAAAACAUUUGCUUGAGCCUAUUGGAAUUAAAAUUGAUUUAGAAACCUCUCUGGGGGAAAUGUGUUGCAUUGAUGUUGAAUUCACACUGAUAACUGCCUGGGAAAAUCCCUUCUUGCAAAAUUAGCUGAACAGAAAAAUUGAAAUGGGAGGUCAGUAAGGAAGUGAGCCAGGCUACCAAAUUUCAGCACAGGUCUGUGUCUGCUUCGGGUAGGCCAGGGGACUUUUCUAGAGAUUUAUUCUCUUCCUCUUGCACUUAAAUUCUGUAAUUUUUCUAUGUAAAGCUUAGGGCUUGUUCUGCAAUUCCAUCUCUCACUGUAUCUCCAUUAUCAGACUCCUGAGUCAAUUUUAAAAAUGACAGGGGCUUGUAAAGAAUGGAAGCACAUUCAGAGAGGAGCUUGGGCACGUUGGCACUCAGCAGGAUGGUGGUUGAUGCUCAGGUCCCCUUGGGUGAGAUUUCCCUGUGUUUGGUUUCCAGAGUGUGUGGGAAGCACGUGGCAUCUGGGGGCAGCUCAGAGCAGGCAGGAUGCCAAACUGGGGAUUGCUGCACCCAGCCAGUAGGAACGGGACAUUUAGGGGAGGGUGGGACGUGCUCUGCUGGAGCUGGAGGUCUUCUCCUGGCCUGGAGCUGGGUGCUGUGUCCAGGCUGGAUGGACAUCCAGGGGCCCAAGCUGUGCUCCAGGAGGGAGAGCUGGUUCAUGCCAGGUCAGGAUCGCAGUGAAGCCACUUUGAUAAAGAGGUUCAAAGGUGACGGUGUCCGCUACAAGGCCAAGCUGAUCGGGAUCGAUGAGGUUUCUGCUGCCCGAGGGGACAAGUUAUGCCAGGACUCCAUGAUGAAGCUCAAGGGAAUUGUUGCUGCGGCUCGAUCGAAAGGAGAACAUAAACAAAAAGUCUUCUUAACAGUUUCCUUUGGGGGAAUCAAAAUCUUUGAUGAAAAGACAGGGCUACUCCAGCAUCACCACGCAGUUCAUGAAAUUUCCUACAUUGCAAAGGAUAUCACAGACCACCGAGCGUUUGGAUAUGUGUGUGGAAAGGAGGGGAAUCAUAGAUUUGUGGCAAUAAAAACAGCCCAGGCAGCUGAACCUGUAAUCCUGGACUUGCGAGACCUGUUUCAGCUCAUCUACGAACUGAAACAAAGGGAAGAAAUGGAAAAAAAGGCACAAAAGGACAAACAGUGUGAGCAGGCGGUAUACCAGACAAUUUUGGAAGAAGAUGUAGAAGAUCCUGUAUACCAGUACAUUGUGUUUGAGGCUGGACACGAGCCCAUCCGUGAGCCUGAAACGGAGGAAAACAUUUAUCAGGUUCCUACCAGCCAAAAGAAGGAAGGUGUUUAUGAUGUGCCAAAAAGUCAACCUGUAAGUCUGGAGAAUGGAAACUUAUUGCUGGACAUUGAUGAAAAUCUUGUUUCAGUCACUCAGGCUGUUACCCAACUAGAGCUUUUUGGGGACAUGUCCACUCCUCCUGAUGUAACCUCUCCCCCAACUCCUGCUACUCCAGGUGAUGCCUUUAUCCCAUCUUCAUCCCAGUCACUCCCUGCUAGUACAGACAUGUUUGGUUCUGUACCUUUCAGCACUGCUGCCGUACCCUCAGGUUAUGUUGCCAUGGGAGCUGUCCUGCCCUCCUUCUGGGGACAGCAACCUCUUGUUCAACAGCAGCUGGCCAUGGGUGCCCAGCCUCCAGUCGCUCAGGUGAUGCAGGGAGGACAGCCCAUCGCGUGGGGCCAGCCCGGCAUCUUCCCUCCCACCCAGCAGCCGUGGCCAUCCGUGGCUGGCCAGUUCCAGCCCACUGCCUUCAUGCCAACACAAACUGUUUUGCCUUUACAAGCAGCCAUGUUUCAAGGUACCAUUGCUCCUAUAGCCACCGUCCCGCCCACGAGCGAUUCCAACAGAUCGAGUCCGCAGACAGACAGGCCCAGACAGAAAAUGGGAAAAGAAAUGUUUAAGGAUUUCCAGAUGGCUCAGCCUCCACCAGUGCCAUCAAGAAAACCAGAUCAGCCUUCCCUCAGUUGUACCUCAGAGGCCUUCUCAAGUUACUUUAACAAAGUUGGGAUGGCACAGGAAGCAGAUGAUUGUGAUGACUUUGACAUCUCUCAGUUAAAUUUGACUCCUGUGACUUCCACGACACCAUCUACAAAUUCACCUCCUACCCCUGCACCCAGACAGAGUUCUCCAUCAAAAUCAUCAGCAUCUCAUACGAGUGACCCUGCUGCAGAUGACCUCUUUGAAGAGGGAUUUGAAAGCCCAAGCAAAAGUGAGGAGCCAGAGGCUCCUGAUGGGUCUCAGGCCUCCUCCAACAGUGAUCCCUUUGGUGAGCCAACUGGUGAUACUAUAAGUCCACAGGUCGGUAGCUAGAUAGCACAGGUUGGGGAAGCAGAGCCUCUCUACGCGCAGAUUAACAGACCUAAGAAAUAGCAUUGUUACAGGCUUGUGGUGCUCCAAGACUCAAACGAAACCCAACAACCUGGCGGGCCUUUGGCUUUCAUGCUUUUUUCCGAUUGAUUUUGUCUGACAAAGGAGAGAGUUUGCCCUCCUGGACUGGCUCUACGAGUGUUCCUGAUGUGGUUUUUUUGGCAACCAAUGGCAGAUUCCUGUGGCAGCACAAAACAAAAACUCUCCCUGCUUCUCAUACCAUGAGUGCAGCCCCGUCCCCACAAGUGGUGGGUAUCCAGACUAGGACAUCCUACUCCUCGGUCUUCUUUUAAACAUUUGUCACCUUCUGUGUGCCACUUAUAAAUAACAAGCAUCUGAAAUUUAUUGGGUGUUAGACAUUCCUUUUUUCUUCUUUUCAGCAAAAAGCAGAGUCUGUAUGUAGCAGUGGCAUUAUCAUUCAACAGCCUUUGGGGCACGAGUCGGCACUUUUUAUGUCACGGUGACAUGUUUUUCAUCUUCAUUUACAUCAGGCUGAUCCUGACCCUUUUUUUCCCCCCCUAUGUAGACAUAUUUAAACAACAACAUACUACUGGUGGUGUCUUUUUCUUUUUUUCUUUUUUUAAUUUUUUUUUAAUGUAUUUCUUACUCUGUAGUUUUGUAUGAGUGACAGAUCUAACAGCGAAACGCCUCCUGCGGAAAUGGUUCCCAACUUGAAACCACAGAACAGAACUUGGUUGUUUAUCCAUCCUUGACUGAAAAUGUUGCCAAAUGGACCUUUAAGUUCUAGCACAUCAUGAGGAAGAAAUGCUGCUUUCUGUUGGAAUACUCAUGUUGUGGGUAGAGAAAGGACAUCGAGUCCCACUGAGGAAAGACAAAAGAGUCAGUAUUUCCUAGGAAACUCUAAAACAAAGUGCAGAAAAGGAAUAUUUUUAUUUCUUCAAUAUCUUGCUGCUGUAAUGCUAUGCAGACAAGUGUUUUCUUCUCUGUGUGCCAUUUUUGAUGAAAAAAAAAUCAUUUGCCAAAUAAUACUGGUGUGCUUCUGGUUUAGGAGUUUGGAUGAAGCGGACUUGACAAAUGGGACAAGGACGGCAUGGAUUUUGGAAUAACAAACUGACUCUGUGAUCAAAAUUGUUCAUCUUUAUCACUUUUUGUACAUCAGAAAAAAAAAUCAAAUGGGAUUUUUAUUUUAUAACUUGAAAAAAAAAUCUUACUGUUAAACUCUUUAAAUGUUUAAGGGGAAAUGGCUUUAAGGAGUUCGAAUGAAAAUUGCCAUUUUUUUUGUAAAUAUAAAUGUUAUGAAAAUUCUUUUACUAAUGCCAUUACACAGUAGAGAAGGUAGCAAGUUGCAGUGCUUGGGAGGUGUGGCAAACCCAGUUUGUGGUUCUCACAUCACAUAUGUUUUUUCACAUGCUUAACAAUAAUGGGCUGAAGCUCAAGUGCAUUUGCCAAAAGCAGUCAGCUUGUCAGCAACUAGUGAAUUAAUGGGAACACAUGAUUUUAUGGUCUAGCAUUAUCACAUGGACAUAAUUCCACUUACAAGAGAUCACUUUCCAUUGACAUUCCUUUGAACCUCUGCAUAGAAGUCAUCCAACUGUUUACACGCAGAACAAAAAGAAUUUUAAACUUCCUUUUUUUACAUUUUUGAAGCAAAAAGUGCAGUGUUUGGGUUCAUAUGUUUAGCACAUGAUUUUCAUAAAGAAUCUAUAUAUUUUUGCCCUACAGAGAAUUGUUAUACAGGUCAAAUGUGUUUUCCUGAUGUUCCUAUGCAGUUACAGUAUGUUGAAUUUAGUGGUUUAACACUAAAAAGGAAAAAAAAAGAAGAAAAAAAGAAAAAAAAGGAAAAAAGGUUAAAGAAAUCAAGGGAUUAAUCAGUUUUUUGGGUUGUUGUGCAGAUUUUGUUUUUAAAUUGACACAUUAGGAUUUACAUUUUUGUCAUGAUUAAAAUAGGCCUGGAGUUAUAAAUGUUUUGCUUUCUUUCAUCUCUGUUAUAAGCUAAAAAUGGUUUAGAAGGCAGAAUAACUGGGGUGGUGAUUGUUGGUAUGUGCAACCAAAUCUCACAACACGAUCCCAUUCUUUUAUUUUGAAUUAGAGAAAUUAGAGAAAUGUGCGUUGCAGAAUGUAUGUGAAUGAGAAAUUAGCUGUGAAUAGACCUAAUGAACCAGCAGAGAGGAGAAUUCUAUCCCCAUCCACGGUCAUUUGAUGCUUGUUCCUUAGUCAUGUGCAAACAGCUUUGUAGCAAAUCUUGUUUUCCCAUUGGAAGAUCAAGUUUUCUAACUGGAGGAGAUAAUUUAAUUAAAACUUGGUGGAUCGAGUGUUUCAGGAUUAAAAGCAGAGGUAAAAGCGUUUCUGGAGAACACUUCUGUCAGAAUAUUUUCCUGAUUUGCACAGUGGUGCUACUUUCUUCCUCAGCAGCUUUUUUUUUUUUUUGGGUUUUGUCCUGCACACGGAACCACAAACCCAGUUUUGGUUCAUCACAGACAUUGGAGGUUUAGUGUCAUCAGUGCAUUUCCAGUUAUGGGGUGGAACACAGAGGAAAGAAGAGAUUGAUGUCUGAGAGGAUCACAUUUGUAGGAAGCAGAUACGGAUAGUGCCAAGGGAAUGAGGCUGGAAUUCUGGUGUCUCUGGGCCAUCACCACGGACCUUUGUCUUACUUUUGCUCAUGAAUAAAAACAGAUUCUGGAUUGUCUCGUCCUGUGAUCGUCCUUGUCGUGGCUGGGAUGCUGAGCUGAGAGGGCUGCAGGGCCUCUGCACUGUACCAGUAUUGUAGAUAACUCAAAUAUCCAGCUUGUGCAAUUGUUUAAUCCCUCAUCCUUCACUAGCACUAAAUUCGUCACUUUAAAUUUACAAACCAGGGAACCCCACCAGCCAUCCUGUUACCAUCCCCCCCGUAGGUUCUUGAUCUUUACCUGUCAUGAAAAGAUAUUUUGAUAGAUCGUAGUCAUCCAAGUGUCUGAUGAAACCUUUCAUCUCAAUAACGUACUGGGCACCUUCUUUGCAAAAAUGUUUACUCCGUGGUUUUCAUUCCUUUUUAUUUCUGCAUUCUGACACUUAUUUUUUUAAUAAAGAUGAGAAAGAUAAAAUGACUGUUGCAGUACAUUUCUAAACCUACUUUAACUUUACCUCAGAUAACGACCAUUUGUUAACAUACACGGACACAUUAUUUUUAACUUUAUGUGUAAUGCAUUCAGCAACAACAACAGAAACCAACAAAUUUUUAGAGAUUUUCCAUUAAUUUCUGUAACACACCAUGUAAUACUGUUAUGAAUAAAAACAUUAAAAAAA